Lichtheimia ornata is the source of this 1002-nucleotide messenger RNA. RefSeq lists its product as uncharacterized. Gene Ontology annotation, biological process: lipid metabolic process. Bases 1 to 1002 code for a protein of 333 amino acids. The record is from RefSeq and is a predicted model, not a curated record. NCBI's taxonomy places the organism in Eukaryota, Fungi, Mucoromycota, Mucoromycetes, Mucorales, Lichtheimiaceae. The transcript has 7 exons.
AUGGUUCACGACAAAUACUAUAAGAAUGACGAUAAUCAGGAGUUUAGGACAGCAUCAGCUUCUCAUCCUCUUUUGCAGCAUCAUCCUCAAACAAUGAAAGUCCCAACAGCAUCCAUCCUAGCAACGUUAAUGGCUGCUACAGCUGUUAUUGCCGCACCGACAACGUCCCUCGAAAAACGUAGUGGCGAUGGUAGUGUGCAUCUCGCUUCCAAUGAUGAUAUGGCCAUCCAGAAGCAUUACCUCCAAUUGUCAUACUCAGCGUAUUGCUCAUCCGUUAUUCCUGGUGGUGAUUUGGAGAGCUGCCCCUAUUGUGAUGCCUUUGAUAGCAUCAAGUUGAUCAAAACGUUCAAGACAAAGAAAUACGAUACCAAUGCCAUGGUUGUAAGAGAUGACGAACGCAAGGAGGUGGUAGCUGUCUUUAGAGGAACCGAUUCAAUCAGAGGCUGGAUAGCAGAUUUCACUGCUCUCCCCGUGUCUUAUCCUCCUGUCAAAGGCGCUUAUGUCCACAAAGGCUUUUAUGCUACCUAUAUGGAUGUCGCUGAUGAGAUCACCUCUGUUGUUCUGGAUCAAGCCAAAAAGUACCCAGACUACAAUAUCGCUGUUACUGGACACUCGCUUGGUGGUGCCACGUCCAUGUUGGGUGCCAUGGAUCUUUAUCAGCGUGGUGUACCAGCACAUAAACUCAAGCUUUAUACCCAAGGCGGUCCUCGUGUUGGUAACAAGGCAUUUGCAGAAUACGUUCUAAGCACCAAGAUUCCUGUAACAAGGCUCAUCAACAAAAUGGAUUCUGUUCCCCAUGUACCCCACAAAUUUGCUGGCUUUAGACAUCCUGGUGAAGAGUAUUGGAUCAAAUCAAAUAACACCACACGCGUGUGUGCUAAUGGCUUGGAGACCCGCAAGUGCUCGGAUUCAGUAGAGCUUAUUGCUCUCAGCUUUUAUGAUCAUAAUGACUACUUCGGUUUGCAUACCGAAAUGCAUUCUUGCCUCGGCUCCAACAACUAA